Fraxinus pennsylvanica is the source of this 1779-nucleotide messenger RNA. The record is from the annotation of a GenBank genome assembly. Lineage: Eukaryota; Viridiplantae; Streptophyta; Magnoliopsida; Lamiales; Oleaceae.
AUGGCUGAAGAAACCAAGAAAUCUGUUGCUGUGCCUGCAAGUGAAGAGGUUGUGGUAACUGAUGUGCCGGUGCCUGAGAAACCCACAGAGAAGGAGGCGCCACCACAACCGGAGGCGGAGUGUGAGGUAGAAAAGGCUGAGAAGCCGGCGGCGGAAGAGGCGGUUGAAGGUGGUGCUGUUGAAAAGAACAAAAUAACUGAAUCGGCUUCGUUUAAAGAGGAAAGCAACAAGGUCGAUGAUCUGAUUGACCCACAAAAGAAGGCGUUGGAUGAAUUCAAAUUGUUGAUUCAAGAAGCACUUAAAAAGCAUGAAUUCACUGCUCCGCCUCCGCCCCCUGCGGCCAAGGAGGAAGAAAAGAAACCUGAAGAACCAAAAGCUGAAGAGAAGAAGGAAGAAGAAGAACCAAAACCUGAAGAGAAAAAGGAAGAAGAAGAAUCAAAACCUGAGGAGAAAAAAGAAUCAUGUGAGGCUCCUUCUGAAGUUCCGCCGCCGCCAAAACCAGCAGCCCCGGUGGAGAAAGAGGAGGAAGAGAAACCCACUCCACCGGCUGCGGCGGCAGAACCAUCAGAAUCUGUUGUUGAAAAAAUUGAAGAAAAAGUUGAAGCUGCUGUUGAAGAAAUAAAAGAAACUAUAGUUCAUGAAGUUCCACCGCCGCCGGCAGAGGAGUGCCCCCCUGCCCCGACGGAGGAGGAGAAGCCAAAGGAGGAGGAAGCAGUCGAAGAAACGGCACCACCACCACCACCGGAGGAGGUUUCCAUCUGGGGAAUCCCACUUUUGGCCGACGAAAGAAGCGAUGCAAUUCUCCUCAAAUUCCUCAGAGCCAGGGAUUUCAAGGUCAAAGAAGCCUUCUCGAUGCUGAAAAGUGUUGUAGCCUGGAGAAAAGAAUUCAAGAUUGAUGAACUCUUGGAAGAAGAAAACGUCGGAGAGGGGCUUGAAAAGGUUGUGUAUAUGCAUGGAGUGGAUAAAGAAGGACACCCCGUUUGUUAUAAUGCAUACGGAGAAUUCCAGGACAAGGAUUUGUACAACAACACUUUUGCUGAUGCUGAGAAACGAGCCAAGUUUUUAAGAUGGAGGAUUCAAUUUUUGGAGAAAAGUAUAAGGAAGCUUGAUUUUAGCCCAGAAGGUGUUUGCACAAUUGUCCAAGUGAAUGAUCUGAAGAAUUCCCCUGGACUUUUCCUUUUAAAGAAAGAACUCCGUCAGGCCACCAACCAGGCCCUCCAGUUGCUCCAGGACAAUUAUCCUGAAUUUGUUGCCAAACAGGUGUUCGUCAAUGUUCCAUGGUGGUAUGUGGCUUACAACAGGAUGAUCAGUCCAUUCUUCACUGAGAGGACCAAAAGCAAGUUUGUAUUUGCAGGCCCUACUAAGACUGCUGAAACCCUCUUCAAAUACAUAGCACCUGAGCAAGUGCCAGUUCAAUAUGGAGGCCUCAGCAGGGAGGGUGAACAGGAAUUCACAACUGCUGAUCCUGCAAGUGAGGAAUUUAUCAAGCCAGCAUCCAAGCACACUAUUGAACUGCCAAUUCUUGAGGCGUGCCAAUUGGUUUGGGAGGUGAGAGUGGUAGGCUGGGACAUUUCCUAUGGAGCUGAGUUUGUACCCAGUGCUGAGGGUGGAUACACAUGGAUUGUACAAAAAUCGAGGAAGAUCGGGUCAUCCGACGAGCCGAUAAUCAGUUGCUGCUUCAAAUCUGGUGAACCUGGUAAGAUUGUGCUCACACUGGAUAACCAAAGUUCAAAGAAGAAGAAGUUCAUCUACAGGUCCAAGAUUAAGUCCUCUGAUUGA